CGUACGCCAACGCGCGCCGCUCUGCGCGGGCUGCGCGUGGCCUGCCGUCCGCCGCCGCACGCCGCGCGCCCGCCCUGCGCCGCGCCAGAGCCGCCGUGUCCUCUCACAUGUCAACGAAACGCGGACAAUACCUUUAAAGAACACGUGAAAGAAGUUCAAUGUCCCGUCAGCCCCCACGCACAAUGCGGGGACUCCAUGGACCGCGUGGCGCAGCGGAUUUCAGCGGCGCGACUCGCGCGGCGCCAGGAGUACGAGCGCGAGGUGGCGGCUCGUGCUGCGCAACACCCCGCCGCGCCCGUAACGCCGCCCGCGCCCCUCGCCCGCAGCCUGGCCGCCGGUCGCGAGGUGGUCCGCGCCACCGACGGUCGCGACUACGUGGUGCUGCCCCCGCUUGCGCAUUCACAACAGAAAUCUGACCACGGUGAAAAAGAUUCAACUGUAGAACUCGAUCCCGCUAAAGGUUGUGUAAUCAAUCCAUCCUCCCACGUCGACCCGUGUGCGCACCGACCGCGAAUUUUACUCGAAAUUGAUCGUAGCGAAGUCUCCAAAACUGCUCGAUCACCUCUAACAGCUAGUAAAUCUCCGCUCGUUUCGGCCCCGAGCUCCGCUCAAAACCAGAAUAAUGAAAAUGAAGUCGAGAAUUCCAAAAAGUGCUGCAAAGGGUCCGCUCUCGGCCCGAUGACGGACUGGUGCUCUUCUCGGCCGAAGAUAAAGCCUCAACGACCCGACUGUGUCCAACCUUCUCUAGUCGAGAGAAUCAAACGACGCUCGCUAAAUUCCUCUAAUGAAGUUCGCAAAUUUCACACCGCCUCAUCUUUAUUAUCACAAAACCUUACGCCGACCGAACAAAAUGAAAUCGGAGACGUUACGGCUAAAGUUAAGGCCGACGCCCAUAAAUUAAAUAAAAUGUUGGACGAUAGAGAUAAAUUAAAAGAAGCCGGUCGCGGACGGAAUACGAUUCGGGAUAAAACGGAGGAGGCGAGUGCGAGCGGUCAGCUGGAACUGCGCGCGCCGGCGAGCGGCGUGGGAGUGCGCGUCCGUGUAUCGCUACUUGGUGGCACGCCGCCUGCGCGCCCCUGCGCUCGUCCUUCCAGGCCCUCAGACUCUGCCGACGGCGCCCCGCAAGACCCGAGUACCACUUACUAUGGCAAAUGCGACUCCUGGCUUUCGAUAAAAAAUAUUCAAAAAAAGCUCACAGGUUGUAGGAAUGAUGAUAAAAGCGGGUCACAAAAUCCAUCCUCAAAAGAAGUUAAUUUGGGAUCCGGAAGUUCACCCUGCUCCCUCAAGCAGAGUCAAAAACGCUCGCCAUGCGACCAAAAACGACAACACAAGAGCGACUCCCCAUGUCAGGCAAAACAAAAACCAAAGCCCCCGCCGUGCUGCGGCGCGCCUCCCACCUCACGAUGCUCUGCGCCCAAUAUGCAAAUUUUACCAGAUACAACAUUAAUACUUUGAAUACAAUGUCAAUCUCGUGUGUGUGUGUGUGUGCAUAACUGUUUUGCAAAAAUGAUUAAAUAAAUUGAAAGUUAUUUGAUUUCCCUUAUCUUACAAUAACAUAUAAAGUGACAACCCGAAUUAAACUUUUC
This is a messenger RNA of Papilio xuthus (Asian swallowtail), 1586 nucleotides long. RefSeq lists its product as uncharacterized. The annotation marks the transcript as partial. The transcript is spliced from 2 exons. Lineage: Eukaryota; Metazoa; Arthropoda; Insecta; Lepidoptera; Papilionidae. The record is from RefSeq and is a predicted model, not a curated record.